Messenger RNA from Sebastes umbrosus (honeycomb rockfish), 3622 nucleotides. RefSeq names its product NACHT, LRR and PYD domains-containing protein 12-like. Lineage: Eukaryota; Metazoa; Chordata; Actinopteri; Perciformes; Sebastidae. Gene Ontology annotation, molecular function: metal ion binding; protein binding. The record is from RefSeq and is a predicted model, not a curated record.
UUCAGAUCAGAAGAUGAGUGAUGGUGUGGAGGAAGAGGAGGACAGAACAGAGUCUCUAGUCUCUGGCUGUCUGUCUAUGAAGAGUGACCGGUCCAAAGAUCAACCUCCAAACGUCAGUAAUGAACCUGGACCCUCAGACACAAAAGCAGAGUCUCCAGUACCCAGCUGUCUGUCUAUGAAGAGUGACUGGUCCAAAGGUAAACCUCCAGACUUCAGUAAUGAACCUGGACCCUCAGACACAAAGAAGAGGAAGAGGAGUGAUGUUUCUGUGGAGGAGCAGCUGUCCUGCUGUGCUUUGUGUCAGGGCGUCCUGAAGAAUCCAGUCUCUACCAGCUGUACCAGCUGUGGACACAGUUUCUGCAGACAGUGCAUCACCUCAUACUGGGACCAGUCUGCUUCAUCAGGAGACUCCUCCUGUCCCCAGUGUGGAAAAAGAUCCAGAACAAGAGCUGGACUGCAGACAGCCAGUCAGACCAGCUCUGUACAAAUAGAUAGGGUUCUGCAGGAGGUUUUAGAUGAACAUAAGAUCAGUCUGAUGAAGAGAUGUGAAUGUGUGACUGAAGGAACUGAUGAAACAGGAAGUGGAACCCUCCUCAACAGCAUCUACACUGAGCUCUACAUCACAGAGGGACAGAGUGAAGAGGUUAAUACCCAACAUGAGGUGAUGCAGCUUGAGACAGCUUCCAAGAUGAAGACCCUCCAUGACACUCCAAUCAAGUGCUACAACAUCUUUAAAGCCUUACCUGACCAACGGGGACACAUCAGAGUCGUUCUGACGAACGGCGUCUCUGGCGUUGGAAAAACCUUCUCAGUGCAGAAGUUCACUCUGGACUGGGCAGAGGGCUGGGAAAACCAAGAUGUCAGUCUGGUGGUUCUGCUUUCGUUCAGGGAGCUGAACUUGAUCAGAGAUGAGCAGUACAGUCUUCUAAUGCUGCUCCAUGUUUUCCAUCCAACAUUACAGAAGGUCACAGCAGAGAAGCUCGCUGUCUGUAAAGUUCUGUUCAUCUUUGACGGCCUGGAUGAAAGCAGACUUUCACUGGAUUUCCACAACAAUGAGGUUGUGUCUGAUGUCACCAAGAAAUCAUCAGUCAACGUGCUGUUGACAAACCUCAUCCAGGGGAAUCUGCUUCCCUCAGCUCUCGUCUGGAUAACUUCCCGACCUGCAGCAGCCAAUCAGAUCCCUCCUGCAUGUGUUGACAGGGUAACAGAAGUACGAGGCUUCACUGACGCCCAGAAGGAGGAGUACUUCAGGAGGAGAUUCAGUGAUGAACAGCUGUCCAGCAGAAUCAUCUCACACAUCAAGACAUCCAGGAGCCUCCACAUCAUGUGUCUAAUCCCAGUCUUCUGCUGGAUCACUGCUACAGUUCUGGGCCACAUGUUGACUACAGACCAGAGAGGAGAGCUGCCCAAGACCCUGACUGACAUGUACUCACACUUCCUGGUGGUUCAGACAAAGAGGAAGAAGCAGAAGUAUGGUGAGGGACAUGAGACGAGUCCACAGGAGCUGACGGAGGCUGACAGGGAAGUUCUUCUGAAGCUGGGGAGGCUGGCGUUUGAACAUCUGAUGAAAGGAAACGUCAUGUUCUACCAAGAAGACCUGGAGCGGUGUGGUCUGGAUGUCACAGAGGCCUUGGUGUACUCAGGAGUUUGUACAGAGAUCUUCAAAAGAGAGUGUGUGAUCUUCCAGAAAACAGUCUACUGCUUUGUUCACCUGAGCAUUCAGGAGUUUCUGGCUGCAGUCUACAAGUUCCACUGUUCCACAAACAGGAACACAGAGGUACUGGAAGGCCUUCCUGGGAGAAAACAUAUCUUCAAUUCACUCCUGAAGAGAGCCAUGGAGAAAUCCCUUGAAAGUAAAAAUGGCCACCUGGACCUGUUUGUUCGCUUCCUUCAUGGCCUCUCUCUGAAGUCCAACCAGAGGCUCUUAGGAGGUCUGCUGGGUCAGACAGAAAACAGUCCAGAAACCAUCCAGAGAAUCAUCAACAACCUGAAGGCGAUGAACAGAGAUAAUGUCUCUCCUGACAGAAGUAUCAACAUCUUCCACUGUCUGACGGAGAUGAACGACCAGUCGGUACAUCAGGAGAUCCAAGAGUUCCUGAAGUCAGAGAACAGAUCAGAGAGGAAACUCUCUGAGAUCCACUGCUCAGCUCUGGCCUACAUGCUGCAGAUGUCAGAGGAGGUUCUGGGUGAGUUGGACCUGAAGAAGUACAACACAACAGACGCGGGACGACAGAGACUGAUUCCAGCUGUGAGGAACUGCAGAAAAGCUCAACUUUCUAAAUGUGAACUCUCAGAUACUCACUGUGAAGUUGUGGCCUCAGCUCUGAAGUCCAACCCCUCCCAUCUGAGAUAUCUGGACCUGAGUUACAACCCCAACAUGCAGGAUUCAGGAGUGAAGCUGCUUUCUGCUGGACUUGAGAGUCCAAACUGUAGACUGGAGAAUCUGAGGUUGUGGGACUGCAGGUUGUCAGAGAUCAGCUGUGCUUCUCUGGUCUCAGCUCUGAAGUCCAACCGCUCCCAUCUGAGAGAGCUGGGUCUGAGUGAAAACGAGCUGCAGGAUUCAGGAGUGAAGCUCCUGUGUGGUUUUCUGGAGAGUCCACUCUGUAGACUGAAGACUCUGGGAUUGAGUCUCUGCAGGUUGUCAGAGAUCAGCUGUGCUUCUCUGGCCUCAGCUCUGAAGUCCAACCGCUCCCAUCUGAGAGAGCUGGAUCUGAGUAAAAACGAGCUGCAGGAUUCAGGAGUGAAGCUUCUGUGUGGUUUUCUGGAGAAUCCACACUGUAGACUGAAGACUCUGGGAUUGAGUCUCUGCAGGUUGUCAGAGAUCAGCUGUGCUUCUCUGGUCUCAGCUCUGAAGUCCAACCCCUCCCAUCUGAGACACCUGUACCUGAGUGAAAACAAGCUGCAGGAUUCAGGAGUGAAGUUUCUGUGUGGUUUUCUGGAGAAUCCAAACUGUAGACUGAAGGCUCUGGGAUUGAGGGGCUGCAGGUUGUCAGAGAUCAGCUGUGCUUCUCUGGCCUCAGCUCUGAAGUCCAACCCCUCCCAUCUGAGAUACCUGAAUCUGGAUGACAACAAGCUGCAGGAUUCAGGAGUGAAACUGCUCUCUGAUCUUGUGAAGAGUCCAAACUGUAGACUGAAGACUCUGAGCCAGAAGGAGUGGCCUGUGUGAAUGCGUUGAGAGGAUCAGCCGUGUCCUGAUGAUCCACAGAGGUUCACCACCUGGACCUGGAUCUUAUUAACUCUUUUUUAUUCAUUCAUAUAUUCUGAACCCAAAAUGCCUCUGCAGAAUAGUUCAGUUUAUGACAACAUAACUGUAGAUUAACAUAUUUAAAUAGAUCUUUCUGCUUUGCGUUGUGUUGCAGCUCCACUCUGUGGAACGAUGGAGUUUUGCUGUUUAUUUCCACAUAUUUCUAAAUAACAGUGGAAGUUAAUAAAGUUACCCUAUUAAAACCAAGCCCCUCAGGAAGAGCGCCGGGCCUUGAUGCCCAUUUUCGUAGCGGCCAAACGGCGGUACUACAACUUCUGUGACCGUCACGUGAUGCCAUUGGGCCAAAAAAGACUUUUUCCCAUAGACUUACAUUGGGAAAGAGACGUCUGUAACUCAGCGGAUAGUUUAUUUUUGAGG